GGGAGGGUGUGGGUUGGGUGUAUAUAGUGUAGUGGCAGUGUCAGUUCUCAACUCUCGCUUUUUUAGCAAGAAUUUCCGCUAGUUUUUCUAAAAUGACAGACGGUUUACAAGUGACUCUUGAGUUUGGCGGAGGAGCAGAAUUGCUUUUUGGUAACAUUAAGAAGCACGAAGUUACUCUUCCCGUGGAUGACACACCAUGGACCAUUCGAUCACUUCUUACGUGGAUGAAAGAUAAUCUGCUGAAAGAAAGACCUGAACUGUUCAUCCAAGGAGACACAGUGAGGCCGGGUAUUCUAGUGCUUGUAAAUGAUGCUGAUUGGGAAUUGCUUGGCGAACUUGAUUAUAAAAUAGAAUCAAAAGAUACAAUUUUAUUUAUCUCAACACUUCACGGUGGUUAAUGAAAAUCUUUCAAUGGUACUGCCUUUUAUAUCUAAUUCAAUUUGUAUUGUGUAAUGGAGAGUAACAUUUUGAAGUCCCAGUCCAGAUGUGAAAAUAAACUCAUUAUUUAUUUAUUU
Molecule: messenger RNA, 515 nt
Organism: Thrips palmi
Lineage: Eukaryota; Metazoa; Arthropoda; Insecta; Thysanoptera; Thripidae
Gene: Urm1
Product: ubiquitin-related modifier 1
Exons: 5
Coding region: 93-398 (101 amino acids)
Biological process (GO): protein urmylation; tRNA thio-modification
Cellular component (GO): cytoplasm; nucleus
Molecular function (GO): protein tag activity
Source: RefSeq, a predicted model, not a curated record